Molecule: messenger RNA, 2697 nt
Organism: Helianthus annuus (common sunflower)
Lineage: Eukaryota; Viridiplantae; Streptophyta; Magnoliopsida; Asterales; Asteraceae
Exons: 2
Coding region: 1-2697 (898 amino acids)
Biological process (GO): DNA integration
Molecular function (GO): nucleic acid binding; RNA-DNA hybrid ribonuclease activity
Source: RefSeq, a predicted model, not a curated record
AUGGUACAGAAAUCAAAUGGCAGCUGGAGAAUGUGCGUAGAUUACAAGGAUCUGAACAAGGCAUACCCGCGUGACUGCUACGCCUUACCAGAUAUCGACGAGAAGAUCGACUCUCUAGCAACAUUCAGAUGGAAAUGUUUCCUUGACUGUUACAAGGGGUACCACCAGGUACAAAUGGCCGUCCAAGACGAGGACAAGACUGCAUUCCGUACACCGAAAGGGAUAUACUGUUACACCAAAUUGCCUUUCGGUCUAAAGAAUGCAGGGGCGACUUAUCAGAGACUGAUGAACGAAACCUUCAGUGAGGCCAUUGGCAAGUACAUCGAAGUGUAUAUGGACGACUUGGUCGUCAUGAGCAAAGAGGAAGGUACGAUGCUGGUGAAUAUUAAGAAGACAUUCGACACACUACGCGGAGUAAGCAUCAAGCUAAACCCAGCGAAAUGUUCUUUCGGCAUGGAAGAAGGGAAGUUCCUGGGUUUCAUCGUUACGAAGGAUGGUUUUAAAGUAAAUCCCGAAAAGGUGCAAGCAAUCGAGAGAAUGCCUUCACCAUCAACUAUCAAGGAGAUGCAGAAAUUGGCAGCAUCUGACAAAGCGGUUGGAGCAGUUUUACUCAUCGAUCGCCAAGGUAUCCAAACACCAGUUUACUACGUGUCCCGUACCCUGACCGACCCAGAGACUCGGUACGCCAUCAUGAAAAAACUAGUACUAGCACUAAUCCAUGCAUCGAGACGGCUGCGCAGGUACUUCGCCAACCACGUCAUCCACGUAUUAACAAAUUACAACAUCGGCAACAUCCUCGCAAGGCCCGAGAUUUCCGGAAGGUUAGCAAAGUGGGCAAUAGAAUUGGGAGGCCAUAAUGUGGUUUUCAGGCCGAGACCAGCAAUCAAAGGCCAGGUGUUGGCCGAUUUCAUGACAGAAGUACCUAAUGACAAGGAUCGAGAGUGCAAAGCGAUGGAGAAAGCUGAAAGACAGCAAACAGAAGAACCAUGGCUACUAUACACAAAUGGCGUGUCCAACGAAGACGGCACAGGCACAGGACUCAGGCUGGUGAGUCCAGAUAAACACGAAUACACGUACGCCAUCAGGCUAGACUUCAAAAGCACGAAUAACGAAGCCGAAUAUGAACCUUUCCUUGCCGGUUUAAGACUGGCGAUCAAGAUGGGAGUCAAACACAUUGAGGCGCAUGUAGACUCCAUGUUAGUAGCCAGGGAAAUCAAUGUCCAAUACGACGCCAAAGGAGACAUAAUGGCAUUAUACUUGAAUCAGGCAAAGACUUUGUUGCAAAGCUUCUAUUCCUACAAGGUUCAUCACAUCAACAGGAGCGAAAACAAACUAGCAGAUGCGUUAAGUAAACUCGCAUCCACAAGUUUCCAACACCUAGCCAAAGAUGUACGCAUAGAAGUUUUGAGCAACCCAUCAGUACCACUAAGAGAAGUAAGCGUUAUUCAAAUGGGAACAACGUCGUGGAUGACUCCGAUAAUCAUGUAUCUUCAAUCUGGGAUAUUACCGGAGAAUAAAGCUGAAGCAAGGAAAAUCCAGUACAAGGCUGAACACUAUCAGAUGGUUGAUGGAAUCCUAUACCAAAAAUCAUACCUCAGACCAUUAUUGAGAUGUGUCGACCCAGAAGACGCGAACUACUUGAUAAGAGAAGUGCAUGGGGGAAUCUGUGGUAUACAUGCUGGACUGAGAAUGGUGGUAGCAAAGGUGAUGAAUGUCGGGUACUACUGGCCUGGAAUGCACCUAGACGCAGUAAAGGCUUUGAGAAAAUGCAGCGGGUGCCAGAGACAUGCUCCCAAAACGAUGCGCCCCAAGAAUGAAUUAGUGCCCGUCAAAACGGCGUGGCCUUUUCAACAAUGGGGGAUAGACAUGGUCGGCCCUUUUCCCGAAGCCCCAGGGGCAGUAAAAUUCAUCAUAGUCGCGGUAGACUAUUUCACAAAGUGGGUAGAGGCGAAGGCACUGGCGUCAACCACGUCUACUGUGGUACGGCGUUUCAUCUGGGAACAGAUAAUCUGCAGAUUCGGGUUACCCCUGCGAAUCAUCACCGAUAACGGGACAAAUUUUGCCGCAGAAGAUCUCCAACGAUGGUUCAAGGAACUACACAUAGAGCAUACCUUCUCCUCGGUUGCGCACCCGCAGGGGAAUGGUCAAGUCGAAGCCGUUAACAAAAGCAUCAUAGACGGCAUUAAAGCACGAUUGGGAGAAAAAAGGAGAGGCUGGGUUGACGAAUUGCCCAGCAUACUAUGGGCCCAUAGAACAAUGCCCAAAACAAGCAACGGAGAGACACCGUUCAGCUUAGUCUAUGGGUCUGAGGCUGUCAUACCAGCGGAGAUCGGAUUGCCUUCACCAAGAAUGAUCUCCAUGAAUAUGACCAACAACGAAGAAGAAAGAAGGUUAGACCUUGACCUCCUAGAAGAAAGGGGAGAGAUGGCGGCAAUCAAUGAAGCAAAAUACAAAACAAAGCUGGAAAAGUACUAUAACUCAAAAGUCCGAGUCUGUACUUUCAAUCCAGGGGAUUACGUCCUGAGGGACAAUGAGGAAUCUAACGCUGAAAAACCUGGAAAAUUAGCUCCCAAGUGGGAGGGGCCUUAUGUGAUAGAUGCAGUGCUCGGAAAAGGGGUGUAUAAGUUACGCACCCUAGACGACAAAGAAGUCCCAAGAACUUGGAACGCUCAACAGUUAAGGAGAUGCUACAUGUAA